Messenger RNA from Lathyrus oleraceus (garden pea), 1470 nucleotides. RefSeq names its product ammonium transporter 1 member 4-like. Gene Ontology annotation, cellular component: plasma membrane. Gene Ontology annotation, biological process: ammonium transmembrane transport; ammonium homeostasis. Lineage: Eukaryota; Viridiplantae; Streptophyta; Magnoliopsida; Fabales; Fabaceae. Gene Ontology annotation, molecular function: ammonium channel activity. The record is from RefSeq and is a predicted model, not a curated record. The transcript has a single exon. Bases 1 to 1470 code for a protein of 489 amino acids.
AUGGCUUCCUUCACUUGCUCCGCCUCUGACCUCCACGCUCUCCUCGGAACCAACUCAAACUCCACCGCCGCUGCAGAAUACAUCUGCAACAACUUUAAUGCUGUUGCAAACAAGUUCAUAGACACAUCCUACGCCGUUGACAACACCUACCUUCUCUUCUCCGCUUACCUGGUUUUCGCCAUGCAACUCGGUUUCGCAAUGCUCUGCGCCGGUUCCGUUCGUGCUAAAAACACCAUGAAUAUUAUGUUAACAAACGUCCUCGACGCCGCAACCGGUGGUAUCUUUUUCUAUGUUUUCGGUUUUGCCCUAGCUUACGGUACACCUUCAAAUGGUUUCAUCGGUAAACAUUUCUUCGGUUUAAGCGGUUUUCCUUCUCAGUCUUUUGAUUACGGAUUCUUUCUGUAUCAAUGGGCUUUCGCAAUCGCUGCUGCAGGAAUCACUAGUGGCUCUAUUGCUGAGAGAACACAGUUUGUUUCUUAUUUGAUCUAUUCAUCUUUUUUAACUGGUUUGGUUUAUCCGAUUGUUGCUCAUUGGUUUUGGUCUUCUGAUGGUUGGGGUAGUCCUGUUAGAUCUGAGAAUCUCUUGUUUGGUUCUGGUGUUAUUGAUUUUGCUGGUUGUGGUGUUGUUCAUUUAGUUGGUGCUGUUGCUGGUUUUUGGGGUGCUUUCAUUGAAGGACCAAGAAUAGGUAGAUUCGAUCAUGAAGGUAGGGUUGUUUCCAUGAGAGGACAUAGUGGUACUUUAGUUGUUAUGGGAACGUUCUUGUUAUGGUUUGGUUGGUACGGUUUUAACCCUGGUUCUUUUCUUAACAUCUUGAAAAUAUACGGUGAAAGUGGUAAUUCAUAUGGUCAAUGGAGUGCUAUAGGAAGAACAGCAGUGACAACAACGUUAGCUGGAUGCACUGCAGCUUUGACAACAUUGUUUGGUAAACGCAUGCAAACCGGGCAUUGGAAUGUUACUGAUGUAUGCAAUGGUCUUCUCGGUGGUUUUGCUGCUAUAACCGCAGGUUGUUCUGUUGUCGAUCCAUGGGCUGCUGUUAUUUGUGGAUUCGUUGCUGCUUGGGUUUUGAUUGGAUGCAAUUUACUGGCUGAUAAGUUUCAUUACGAUGAUCCUCUUGAAGCUGCUCAACUUCACGGUGGUUGUGGAGCAUGGGGGAUUAUUUUCACUGCCUUGUUUGCUAAGAAACAGUAUGUUAUGGAAGUUUACGGCGGUUCGCCGGAUAGACCUUAUGGUUUGUUUUUGGGAGGUGGUGGAAGGUUGUUGGGUGCACAUUGUGUUCAGAUUGUGGCUAUUGUUGUUUGGGUUAGUGUUACUAUGGGAACACUGUUUUUUAUUCUCCAUAAGAUGAAAUUGCUUAGGACUUCAGCUGAAGAAGAAAUGGCUGGUUUGGAUUUAACUAGCCAUGGUGGAGUGGCUUAUGAGUAUCAUGAAGAACUUGAAUUACAUUCCAAGAAACGUGCUUUUGAGAUGUGA